Messenger RNA from Glycine soja, 1070 nucleotides. RefSeq lists its product as uncharacterized. The transcript is spliced from 2 exons. Lineage: Eukaryota; Viridiplantae; Streptophyta; Magnoliopsida; Fabales; Fabaceae. The record is from RefSeq and is a predicted model, not a curated record. The coding region runs from base 382 to 834 and encodes 150 amino acids.
ACUCAUUCAUAUUUCAUACACAUAUACAGCUUAAUCUCAAUGUUUAGGGUGGUUUCUUAAACGUGUUCUUUUUGUUCUGACUUGUGGUUAAUGUAUUCUUCUUCUUCAAACCUCUUAAUUAUUAUUAAUGUGCCUUGAAUGUUGGGUUUGAGUAUAUCUCUUUCUCUUCCUUUGAUGCUCUUCCCCACUACUCCAUCGCGUGGCACCACCCUUCACGCGCCUCCUCCCUCUUCCUCCAAAACCGCUUGGUACUAUCGUUGCCUCGGCCUCGACCCUUGAAAAAACUCAUUGCCCAAUUCGUUUCACCCACAAAGCUGUAAUCUUCGGGGCUUUGUUUCAUCUGGAUCGGUGACGAAUUUAAAGUAAGAUCAAGGCCACAACAUGAUGAAGAAGAGUGGUUUUGAGAAGAUGGUGUCGCAGAAGAACAAGAACAAGGGAGGCUAUGAUGAUCAUCAGAAACCGAGGAAUAACAGGUUUUUGGUAAACAUCAAUAUCAUGGGGAGUGCGGGGCCUAUAAGGUUCGUGGUGAAUGAGAAAGAACUUGUUUCUGGGGUCAUUGAUACUGCUCUCAAAUCCUAUGCUGGCGAAGGGAGGCUUCCUGUUCUUGGAUUUGAUGCCACCAAUUUCCUUCUUUACUGCGCAAAUGCUGGCUUUGAUGCUCUGAGUCCAUUGGAACCGAUAGGAUCUUUGGGGUCGAGGAAUUUUGUGCUGUGCAAAAAGCAGGUGCAGUCAUCAAAGGCAGCACCCCAAUCUGAGUUGGUGUCUCAAAAGAGCAAUGGUGGAUGGAAGGCAUGGUUAAAUAAGUCAUUUAGUUUAAAAAUCCUAUCCCAUUGAUAUUUAUAACGUUAUUCCAUGUGAAAGCGUUAUAAAUAUUAUAAUUAAGUUCAGUUUGUAUUCUGCAUUGUGCUUUAGUACACUAUGCUAGUAGUUCAUAUAUAUGUUUUGUUGUACCCAAUCUCCCGGAGACAACUUAGCAUUGAAUAAUUUAUGUUAUUCGCUUCUUCAUGUUCGAACAUGCAAAAGAUAUGAUGCUCGUUCUUUAGAAGUUUAUAUCAUGGGUUACUUUUACA